AUGGCAUCAAAACAUUUUGUCAAUGAUCCCACUCUCUUAGUGAAUUCUGCUCUCCAUGCCCUCACUCUCACCAAUCCAUCCGUGGCCCUCGACGAGGAGAACAAAAUCAUCUACAGAAGACCUGGCCAUGCUUCUCAAGUAUCUAUAAUAUCAGGUGGAGGAAGUGGACAUGAACCUAGUUUCGGAGCAUUCGUUGGUGAAGGAUUACUGGCAGCAUCUGUUGCAGGUAGUAUAUUUGCUUCACCUAGUGCCGAGCAAAUUCGCAGAUGUGUAAUGUCAAGAGUUGAUGCCGAGAAGGGAAUCUUGGUGACGGUCAUGAAUUAUACAGGAGAUGUGUUGAAUUUUGGUAUGGCAGUAGAGAAAGCAAAGGCUGCGGGGUUAAAGGUCGAGAUGUUAGUGGUUGGAGAUGAUGUUGGAGUUGGUCGUGCGAAGGCUGGAAAGGUUGGCAGAAGAGGUAUUGCUGGCACAGUAUUGGUACAUAAGAUCACAGGAGCAUUGGCAGCCACUGGUGCUAGUCUGGAGAAUGUUUACAAGGUUGGAAAAUUAACAGCAGAUAAUAUUGCCAGUGUGGGAGCUUCCCUUGACCAUGUUCAUGUUCCAGGUCGAGCACCUCCAAAUCCAAACUCCGAGGAGAGUCUCGCUUUUGAAGAAGUUGAAAUUGGAAUGGGAAUUCAUAAUGAGCCUGGUAGUGGUAGAGCCAAGGUCGAUCUACCAGAACUUGUCAAGAGAAUGCUUACGCAAUUAUUGGAUUCGAAAGACAAGGACCGAGCAUUCUUGAAUGUCAACUCGAAUGAAGUCGUACUUUUAGUCAACAAUCUUGGCGGUGUUAGCGUUCUGGAGUUGGGUGGUAUUACAGCAGAAGUUACUAGUCAGCUUGAAAAGUCCUAUAACAUCAAGCCGGUCAGAAUCCUUGCUGGAACUUAUAUGACAAGUUUGAAUGGUCUUGGAUUUAGUAUAUCACUUCUUAAUGUUGUCAAUACCAAUAUUGGCGGACCUAGUAUGUUACAGUUAUUGGAUGCAUCGACUGAGGCAACUGGAUGGGCGGCCCCUAUCAGAAAGGAAACAUGGGAGGCUAAAUCUACAGCAACAAGAACAGGCUCCGCCGGUGCUGAAGAAGUGGUUAAACCUAGCGGUUUGAAAUUGGACCCGGCAACAACAAAGACGGCUUUAACAGCUGGACUUCAGAGGAUGAUUGCCGCUGAGCCUGAUGUCACUCGAUUUGAUACGGUUGUUGGGGAUGGAGAUUGCGGCAUUGGCCUCAAGAGAGGAGCUGAAGCUGUGCUCUCAACGAUCUCGAAAGAGAACUUAUCCGGUGACGCUGUUGUCGACCUUGCAAAGAUCGUUCAAGUAGUCGAAAACAGCAUGGAUGGUACAUCUGGAGCUCUUUAUGCUAUUUUCCUUAAUUCCCUUUUAGCUGCUCUUCGCGAGAAUGCUUUUACCGGGCAAGCAACGCCAGAAUUUUGGGCAAAGGCAUUGCAGUCCGCUUCUGAAGCCCUUUCAAAGUACACACCAGCCAAGCCCGGAGACCGCACUGUAGUAGACGCCUUACAUCCAUUCGUUGAGACCUUAAUCAAGACAGGUGAUAUCAAGAAAGCAGCUGAAGCAUCCAGGAAAGGUGCUGAGGGCACAAAAGGAAUGAAGGCUAGUUUAGGAAGAACAGUGUAUAUUGGCGGUACUGGUUUCGAACAGGUUCCGGAUCCUGGAGCUUGGGGAUUGAGUGAGUUCUUCUUGGGGCUUGCUGGGCUUGGAGAUUCGGAUUAUGAAUUGGUAUGA
Messenger RNA from Sclerotinia sclerotiorum 1980 UF-70, 1773 nucleotides. RefSeq names its product dihydroxyacetone kinase. Gene Ontology annotation, molecular function: ATP binding; glycerone kinase activity. The record is from RefSeq and is a predicted model, not a curated record. NCBI's taxonomy places the organism in Eukaryota, Fungi, Ascomycota, Leotiomycetes, Helotiales, Sclerotiniaceae. Gene Ontology annotation, cellular component: cytosol. Gene Ontology annotation, biological process: glycerol catabolic process. The transcript is spliced from 2 exons. The coding region runs from base 1 to 1773 and encodes 590 amino acids.